Molecule: messenger RNA, 2720 nt
Organism: Xylaria bambusicola
Lineage: Eukaryota; Fungi; Ascomycota; Sordariomycetes; Xylariales; Xylariaceae
Product: exocyst complex subunit Sec15-like-domain-containing protein
Exons: 9
Coding region: 90-2429 (779 amino acids)
Biological process (GO): Golgi to plasma membrane transport; intracellular protein transport; exocytosis
Cellular component (GO): exocyst; membrane
Source: RefSeq, a predicted model, not a curated record
CGAUCUCCUAAACGUCUUCGAAUACACACGAUAUCGAUCGCAUACUUGUACAUACCUACUCGUUGACGGUUCAGGAGCGCCUAUCUAUCAUGCCACGCAAAGUACAAAAUUAUGAUGACUACGGCUCGGCCGUUCAGCAGAUCAUCCUCUCUACCACCGACGCCGAGUUCCUGGACCAGCUGAUCCCUGUUCUGAAAGACGCGACGAGCACCAAUCGAUCAAGCGCCCUUACCCAGACUUUGUCUCAAUAUGCCGAUGAUAGAGAGGUCGAGAUAGAGAGGAUAGGUCUGACAAAGCAUGAAGAAUUCCUUGGCUCAGUCAAUCAGCUACAAAAUGUGCGCGAGCGAACCGUUGCUUUAACAGCCGAUAUUCUCGAGCUCAACCAGUCCAUCCAAGCGAGCACGGAAAAGCUGGCAGCACAGAAGCAAGGGCUUGUGAAUACCCGUGCAGUUCGAGAAAAUAUCUCCGACGUCUCUGAGGCCUUGAAGGAAUCCCUCAAAAUCUUGCAUAAUGUCAAUAAUGCCCAUGACUUGAUUCGAAAGAAGAAUUACUAUGGCGCGCUCAAGUCGCUGGACGACCUCCAAAAUGAGUUUCUCAUUCCCACAAUACAGAAUCAGUACGCCACGCAGCACCGCUUGGCCGAUCUGAUCCAAAAAUCUAUACCAGCUUCGCAAAAGACCAUUUCUGAAGCAGUCAUGACAGAUCUAAACACGUGGCUGUAUCGCAUAAGAGAAACCUCGCAAUUUCUAGGAGAAGUGGCUUUUUAUCAGACAGAAACUAGGAGGAUGCGACAGCAAGAGAGGGUACAGCAGAAUGAGUUCUUAGAUAACUUUGGCCUGAAUUCCGCCAUUGAGCUGGUGUUCGAUGAAAGUGAAGAAUUCGAUGUCCUGAAUAAUGACGAACUACGGGUUGAUUUUACCCCUCUCUUUGAAGCCUUACAUAUACAUGAAGCGCUGGGCCAGAGCGACAAGUUUCGGUCCGAGUACGCUGCUACGAGGAGGCGGCAGAAAGAACUACUACUUCCGGGCUCUGUAUGCUUGACGACUGAUGAUGAACAAUCCUUGAGCAGUCUCCUAGAGAGCAUUUCCGGUUUUGCAAUCAUCGAGAAGGCGACGAUGCGAAGAGCACCUCAAUUACGCUCAGCAAUAGAUGUUGAGGAGUUAUGGGAUUCAAUGUGUUCGACCGCCAUCUCUUUGACUUCAAAGGCUCUAGGGGAUAUCAGCAACGCCGAAGACCUCGUGAAAAUCAAAGGAGCAUUUGCACUCUUCAUACAGACUAUGGAGGGAUGGGGCUACUCGGUCACAAGGCUCGAUGACUUCUUAGUAACCUUAUUUGAUAAUUACGCGGAGCUGCUGAAGCGGAGAUUCAGCGAAGACUUUCAAGAGAUUGUGUCUACUGAUGACUAUAUGCCUAUGGCCAUUGAUACAAGAGAGCAAUACGAAAAGGUUGCCAACGUCAGUUGGUUCACCCAAGACCAGCCUAUUGAGGAAUUAACAUUCCCCUGCGUACUGCCAUUCUCGCAGAUGUACCCACUGUGUUGUAUCGAUAUUAGAAAUUUCCUCAACCAGUUCUACUUCUUUUCAAAUGAUUACUUUCAGCAUCCAACGAAGAUCGACGAGACGCUGCGAAAGUCUUUAGAUGAGCUCCUCACAGAGAAGGUGUGCAAGUCGUUGGUUGAGCGCCUUAGUUCGCAAUAUCCUGGACAGAUCGUCCAAAUCUUGACGAACCUGGAGCAUUUCGAAACUGCAUGUCAAGAGCUGGAACAGUUAUUGAUACGCGCGCGAUCCUCAGGCUCUGCGGGUGGUCCACUGAAUCUUGCCGCCACUGAGCAGUUCCGCGAACAUAAAAAAACAGCCGAAAAGCGCAUCUUCGAGCUCGUUAAUUCCAAAAUUGACGACCUUAUGGAGACAGCCGAGUACGAUUGGAUGGCUGCCACCCCGCCGGCCGAGCCAAGCAGCUACAUUCAGACCCUGACUACCUACUUGUCUAAUAUCAUGAGCACGACGCUCUUGGGCUUACCACGUGAGAUCAAGGAACUUAUAUACUUUGACGCACUCAGCCACGCAGCAAGCAAGAUCCUCGGCCUCCCACUAUCCCCUGAUGUUAAGAAGAUCAAUCCCAACGGUGUCAUCGCGCUAGCCCAGGAUGUCCAGCAUCUCACGGACUUCGUCGACGGUCUCGAGAACGGGUUCAUGCUGCGGUCUAACCUGGACGAGCUGGAACAGACCAUACAGCUCCUGCAGUCAGAGAACACGGACGAGUUCUUCGACGUCUCUACAAGGAAUAAGAAGUACGGCCGUGUAGACGCCAUGAACGGUCCCAUGUUACUCGAGAAGCUGACAAAAGAAAUCUCGAGCACGGGCCCAACAACCCAGCGUUUCGCAAACUUCUCAUCUAAUCUAUCGUCCCGUUUCGGGUCGAAUAAAUAAGCGAAAACUAAUUUUUUGGCAUCCAUCUAGGUGCAUCCAUGCGCGCAUUCUGCAGGAUUGAGAAUAAAAAACAAAAACAAAAACAAAAAACAGAAAACAUCGCAUUUUUUUCUCGACUUCUCUCGAAUAACACCCGAGCUUAAAUGCUACGUAUUUGUUCCUGUGGGGGAGUAUACUAUUUGCCCUAACCUAGAAAAACAAAAGCGCAUUUCACCUAUACGCCAUUGCCAUCCAUACCUUUAAAGAAAAUAAAAGUGUAAAUUAUACCCACGACAAGUCGAAGUUGGUUGA